Messenger RNA from Salvelinus fontinalis (brook trout), 1011 nucleotides. RefSeq names its product NADH-ubiquinone oxidoreductase chain 5-like. The transcript has 2 exons. The coding region runs from base 1 to 1011 and encodes 336 amino acids. The record is from RefSeq and is a predicted model, not a curated record. NCBI's taxonomy places the organism in Eukaryota, Metazoa, Chordata, Actinopteri, Salmoniformes, Salmonidae.
AUGAGGUAUGUGUGGAUCUGUGAGGGAUUGGUGUUCUAUGGAUUGGUGUUCUAUGGAUUGGUGUUCUACGGAUUGGUGUUCUAUGGAUUGGUGUUCUAUGGAUUGGUGUUCUAUGGAUUGGUGUUCUACGGAUUGGUGUUCUACGGAUUGGUGUUCUACGGAUUGGUGUUCUACGGAUUGGUGUUCUACGGAUUGGUGUUCUACGGAUUGGUGUUCUACGGAUUGGUGUUCUAUGGAUUGGUGUUCUAUGGAUUGGUGUUCUAUGGAUUGGUGUUCUAUGGAUUGGUGUUCUAUGGAUUGGUGUUCUACGGAUUGGUGUUCUACGGAUUGGUGUUCUAUGGAUUGGUGUUCUAUGGAUUGGUGUUCUGUGGAUUGGUGUUCUGUGGAUUGGUGUUCUAUGGAUUGGUGUUCUACGGAUUGGUGUUCUACGGAUUGGUGUUCUAUGGAUUGGUGUUCUAUGGAUUGGUGUUCUAUGGAUUGGUGUUCUACGGAUUGGUGUUCUACGGAUUGGUGUUCUACGGAUUGGUGUUCUACGGAUUGGUGUUCUACGGAUUGGUGUUCUACGGAUUGGUGUUCUAUGGAUUGGUGUUCUAUGGAUUGGUGUUCUGUGGAUUGGUGUUCUAUGGAUUGGUGUUCUAUGGAUUGGUGUUCUAUGGAUUGGUGUUCUACGGAUUGGUGUUCUAUGGAUUGGUGUUCUAUGGAUUGGUGUUCUAUGGAUUGGUGUUCUAUGGAUUGGUGUUCUACGGAUUGGUGUUCUACGGAUUGGUGUUCUACGGAUUGGUGUUCUAUGGAUUGGUGUUCUAUGGAUUGGUGUUCUAUGGAUUGGUGUUCUAUGGAUUGGUGUUCUAUGGAUUGGUGUUCUACGGAUUGGUGUUCUACGGAUUGGUGUUCUAUGGAUUGGUGUUCUAUGGAUUGGUGUUCUACGGAUUGGUGUUCUAUGGAUUGGUGUUCUAUGGAUUGGUGUUCUACGGAUUGGUGUGCGACGGGAUCUUGUACCCUCAUUUAUUUUAA